Cervus elaphus (red deer) is the source of this 11404-nucleotide messenger RNA. It is a transcript of the gene PTPN14, whose product is annotated as protein tyrosine phosphatase non-receptor type 14. Gene Ontology annotation, cellular component: cytoskeleton. Bases 617 to 4186 code for a protein of 1189 amino acids. Gene Ontology annotation, molecular function: protein tyrosine phosphatase activity. Gene Ontology annotation, biological process: lymphangiogenesis; protein dephosphorylation. NCBI's taxonomy places the organism in Eukaryota, Metazoa, Chordata, Mammalia, Artiodactyla, Cervidae. The record is from RefSeq and is a predicted model, not a curated record. The transcript is spliced from 19 exons.
UUCCUGCCGCUCUGGCUCUCCCGGCCCCUGAAAGUUCGUCCCAACUUUUCUCUCCCCGCGGAGGGCGCGGCGGGCGCAGUCCGGGGGCAGGUUGCUGCGCUCGUCCUCGCUCCGCCGCCUGCCCUCCGGGCGCCGGUCCUCGGCGAGCGGCCGCCACUCCGUGGCCCCUGGCGGCGCGUCCCCUCCCACCUCGGCCAGCCUCCCCGUCCCGGCCCCCUCUCUGGCGGGACAGCCCCGCGCCGGGGUGAUUCUCCUUUCCCCCCCUUCUCCGGGCGCCCCCGCGCCAACUCUCGCGCCGGGAUCGCGGCGGAAACCUCCCUCCCCUUUCGCCUCCUCCGGCUCCUUCCCUCCGCCCCUCCUCCGCCAGCCACUGGAAUCAAUUCCUUGGGGGGACUUGGGGCUCCGCCGCCCGCGGAGGGCAGCCUUUCGGCGCGGGACUCCGGGGUUCCGACGGGGCCAUGUAAGCAGUGACCCUCCGGAGCGCCACGCCGGGCAUGGACGCCUUUUCCCGCACCUGGAGGAGCACGGCUGGUAGUGCCCCGUCACGAAGCUGCUAAGGCCUUCUCAGGGGCGUGGGCGCCAGGGCACGAGGGCGGCAUCCCGGGCCUGCGGAGCCAUGCCUUUCGGCCUGAAGCUGCGCCGGACGCGGCGCUACAACGUCCUGAGCAAGAACUGCUUUGUCACGCGCAUUCGCCUGCUGGACAGCAGCGUCAUCGAGUGCACGCUGUCUGUGGAGAGCACCGGGCAGGAGUGCCUGGAGGCUGUGGCCCAGAGGCUGGAGCUGCGGGAGACACACUACUUUGGCCUUUGGUUUCUCAGCAAGAGCCAGCAAGCACGAUGGGUGGAGCUGGAGAAACCUCUGAAGAAACAUCUGGACAAAUUCGCUAAUGAGCCUCUGCUUUUCUUUGGAGUCAUGUUCUAUGUGCCAAAUGUGUCAUGGCUUCAGCAGGAAGCCACAAGAUAUCAGUAUUACCUGCAAGUCAAAAAAGACGUGCUGGAAGGGCGGCUGCGCUGUUCCCUGGAACAGGUGAUCCGGCUGGCAGGCUUGGCUGUGCAAGCUGAUUUUGGAGAUUAUAAUCAGUUUGAUUCUCAAGAUUUCCUCAGAGAAUAUGUACUAUUUCCUAUGGAUUUGGCCCUGGAAGAAGCUGUUCUGGAGGAACUGACGCAGAAGGUGGCCCAGGAACACAAAGCCCACAGUGGAAUCCUGCCAGCAGAAGCUGAGCUUAUGUACAUCAACGAGGUGGAACGUUUGGAUGGAUUUGGACAGGAGAUCUUCCCUGUGAAGGACAAUCAUGGAAACAGUGUGCACCUGGGCAUUUUCUUUAUGGGGAUUUUCGUGAGGAACAGAAUUGGAAGACAAGCAGUCAUCUACAGGUGGAAUGACAUGGGAAACAUCACCCACAGCAAGUCGACUAUCCUGGUGGAGCUCGUCAGCAAAGAGGAGACCGCCCUCUUUCACACGGAUGAUAUCGAAAAUGCCAAGUAUAUAUCUCGACUGUUUGCUACGCGGCACAAAUUUUACAAACAAAACAAAAUCUGCACCGAACAAUCCAAUUCUCCACCCCCUAUCAGACGCCAGCCCACCUGGAGCCGGUCCUCCCUGCCCCGGCAGCAGCCCUACAUCCUGCCUCCCAUGCACGUCCAGUGCGGCGAACACUACUCGGAAACACACACUUCUCAAGACAGCAUCUUCCAUGGGAAUGAAGAAGCCUUGUAUUGCAAUUCACACAACAGCCUGGACUUAAGUUAUUUAAAUGGCACCGUCACCAAUGGCGGCAGCGUGUGUAGCGUUCACAGCGUCAACUCCCUCAGCUGCUCCCAAAGCUUCAUCCAGGCUUCUCCCGUCUCCUCCAACCUCAGCAUCCCCGGGAGUGACAUCAUGCGGGCGGACUACAUCCCCAGCCACCGGCAUAGCGCCAUCAUCGUACCAUCCUACCGGCCCACGCCCGAUUACGAGACGGUCAUGCGGCAGAUGAAGAGGGGCGUCAUGCACACGGACAGCCAGAGCCAGUCCCUGCGAAACCUCAACAUCAUCAACACCCACGCCUACAACCAGCCAGAGGACCUGGUGUACAGCCAGCCUGAGAUGCGGGAGAGGCACCCCUACACGAUCCCUUACGGGCCCCAGGGGGGCUACGCGAACAAACUGGUCUGCCCGUCAGACCAGCUCAGCCCCACGAAUGCCACAGUGCCGAGCCAGCCGGGGGGAGCCAUUGCCAUCUCCCACACGGUGAGCACCCCGGAGCUGGCCAACAUGCAGCUGCAGGGCGCCCAUAGCUACAAUGCGGCCCACGUGCUCAGAAACUAUCUCUUCCGGCCGCCGCCCCCCUACCCCCGGCCCCGGCCGGCCACCAGCACGCCGGACCUGGCCAGCCACCGGCACAAGUACGUCAGCGGCAGCAGCCCCGACCUGGUGACCCGCAAGGUUCAGCUGUCCGUGAAGACCUUCCAGGAGGACAGCUCCCCGGUGGUGCACCAGUCUCUGCAGGAGGUGAGCGAGCCCCUCACGGCCACCAAGCACCACGGCGCCGUGCACAAGCGUCACAGCCUGGAGGCGAUGAGCAGCAUCGUGAGGGGCAUGGAAGCCAUGACCCUAAAGUCGCUCAACAUCCCCAUGGCCCGCCGCAACACCCUCCGGGAGCCGGGGCCUCCCGAGGAGGGCCCUGGCAGCCACGAGGUCCCCCAGCUCCCUCAGUACCACCACAAGAAGACUUUCUCGGAUGCCACCAUGCUGAUCCACAGCAGCGAGAGUGAGGAGGAGGAAGAGGAGGCUCCUGACCCGGUGCCCCAGAUCCCCGUGCUCCGGGAGAAGGUGGAGUACAGCGCCCAGCUACAGGCCGCCUUGGCCCGGAUUCCAAACAAGCCCCCACCAGAGUACCCCGGGCCCCGGAAAAGCGUGAGCAAUGGGGCGCUGCGGCAGGACCAGGCGUGCCUGCCUCCUGCUGUGGCCCGGGCCAGGCUGCUGCGGCACGGGCCCGCCAAGGCCAUCAGCGUCUCCCGGGCCGACCAGCUGGCCGUCAAUGGGGCCUCUCUCGGGCCAUCCAUCUCGGAGCCCGACCUGACGAGCGUGAAGGAGCGGGUCAAGAAAGAGCCUGUCAAGGAGAGACCUGUGUCCGAGAUGUUUUCCCUGGAGGACAGCAUUAUAGAAAGAGAGAUGAUGAUUCGGAAUCUAGAAAAGCAGAAGAUGGCAGGCCUGGAGGCGCAGAAGAGGCCACUGAUGUUGGCAGCCUUGAACGGACUCUCAGUUGCUCGGGGCUCAGGGCGGGAGGAGAGUCGCGUCGAUGCCACCCGAGUUCCCAUGGACGAGAGGUUCAGAACCCUGAAGAAGAAGCUCGAAGAGGGAAUGGUGUUCACAGAAUACGAGCAAAUUCCAAAGAAAAAGGCAAAUGGCAUUUUCAGCACAGCGGCUCUGCCAGAAAAUGCUGAGCGCAGCCGAAUCCGCGAGGUGGUUCCCUAUGAGGAGAACCGCGUAGAGCUAAUACCAACCAAAGAAAAUAACACAGGCUACAUUAACGCCUCCCACAUCAAGGUGGUGGUCGGUGGGGCAGAAUGGCACUACAUCGCCACUCAGGGGCCCCUGCCACACACAUGCCACGACUUCUGGCAGAUGGUGUGGGAGCAGGGAGCGAACGUGAUCGCCAUGGUCACUGCAGAGGAGGAAGGCGGACGAACCAAGAGCCACCGAUACUGGCCCAAACUGGGUUCCAAACACAGCUCAGCCACCUAUGGCAAGUUCAAGGUCACCACAAAGUUCCGAACAGAUUCUGGUUGCUAUGCAACCACAGGCUUGAAGGUCAAGCACCUUCUGUCCGGGCAAGAAAGGACCGUGUGGCAUUUGCAAUAUACUGACUGGCCAGACCACGGCUGCCCAGAGGAUGUCCAAGGAUUUCUGUCCUACUUGGAGGAGAUCCAGUCAGUCCGUCGCCACACCAACAGCAUGCUAGAAGGCACCAAGAACCUGCACCCGCCGAUUGUGGUCCACUGCAGUGCUGGGGUGGGCAGGACCGGCGUGGUCAUUCUUUCCGAGCUGAUGAUCUACUGCCUGGAGCAUAAUGAAAAGGUGGAAGUACCGAUGAUGCUGAGGCUCCUCAGGGAGCAAAGAAUGUUUAUGAUCCAGACCAUCGCUCAGUACAAGUUUGUCUACCAGGUCCUCAUCCAGUUUCUCCAAAACUCCAGACUCAUUUAACCCCCGCAUCCCCGACGUCAGUUCCCAGAAGAGGGACCCAGCUCCAUCUCGCGGAUGGGGAAACACCUCCAGACAACAUCUGUUUCCCAGCAGGGCGCAGAUGGCCAGAGCAGGCAGGCCACGGACUCCCUGAAGGCGGGAGCCAAGAUCACUCACAAACAUCGUGUACUAUUUUAUAUGAGAUAAUUUAUUUUUUCCUCCUUUGGGAUAACUUUUGUGAAUCAUCCUAAGGCAGUUUUCACAAUAAUAUAGUCCUUUUCAUUUGAACCACAUUUUGACUGAUCUGCAGUGUAAAUAGGGCCGUAGGGAGGGAGGGUUGCCUGGUGCAUCCUUGGGGGGUCAGAGGCAGAAGGGAACACAUCUCUAGUGAAGUUGCAGCCAGAUUUGUGACCAACUCUGAAAUUCAUCAGCCUAAUUGCUCAUAUCCAAAUCAAAGAUGGCAAGAAAAUGAGUGCAUCCUAAAAUAUAAAGCACUAAGAUCCUAUUUCUGAAGGGGGAAAACAACACUCUUCUCUUAUAUUGGGGGUUCCUGCAGCUUGAUGGGGGCUUCCCAGGUGGCCCUACUGGUAAAGAACCUGCCUGCCAAUGCCGGAGACAUGAGAGACACACGGGUUUGAUCCCUGGGUGGGGAAGAUCCCCUGGAGGAGGGAAUGACAGCCCACUCUAGUAUUCUUGCCUGGAGAAUCUCAUGGGCAGAGGAGCCUGGUGGGCUACAGUCCAUGGGGUCACAAAGAGUCAGACAUGGCUGAGUGACCAAACUACAACAACCUUGGUUCACUGGUCACCGUCCUGAACUUCAUAGGUUAGUACACAAUAGAGCGUGUUCGGAUGCUUUCCCUCUUGCUGAUUUUGGGGAAUUCUUCUCUCUGUCAUCUGCCUUUUCUUGGUACAACUUUUCAUUUGUGGCUUUGUUCUUAAGAUUGACCUUUGUGGGUAUUCCAUGAUGUGUUCUUCCUCUGCUACCUUUUUUCCCCCGCACCUCCUGAGCUGUAAAUAGAAGGAAAGAAUGGCAUCCAACCCACCAGAAGGAGUGCGCCUUUGUGAUUUCCAGUCACCACACAGUAGACGGGUGUGGAAGCUGAUUCCCGAUGGGCUUCUUUGGAGUGUGAAUCAACUCGGUUUCACACCUGGCCAGACUCAGUUUCACACCUGAGUCUGUAUUUGGACCCAGAGUAUCUGGCAAGGGCCGGUCUCUUCCCUUCUCCUCCAAGGACUGAAGAAUCAGUCAGGAGUAGAGCUUCUACUGAGCCCCCUAGGGUCUGGAAUUUUGCUGAAUGAUCUGAAAAAGGAAAACCACUAGGAUGACAUGUAUUUUCAGUGGAUCAGAGCUCAUAACUCUCGCAAGGAGAUGCUUAGAACAUGGAUCAUCAGCAGGCAGAGAGGUACUUGUUUCCUUUUCCUUAGAGACUUUCUAUCCUUGGGAUACUCUGCCGUUAGGGAUGUUUUAACGGUUGGUCUGCAGUUACUGGCUUAUUGUUUGAUGAACCACAUCGGCAUUCCUCUUUCCUAUCUCAGCGCCCUGCGUGGCCACUGUUGAUGUCUCAUGUGGGCAGCGAGUAGAUGUGCAGUCUCUUUGAGCCCUUCACUCUUGGCCCUCAUUUCAGCUCACUCACUGUUGCCGCUUCGAGCUGAGGGAAUAUUCAUGAACGCACAAAAUGUAGAGAAGUAGGCUCGGUAUCCAACUUCCUAGCCAGAGUUUAUAUUGAAACCCAAAGGAAAACAUUUAAAAGUGAUUCCCCGUAUUUUGUUUUUAAAAACAAAUGCUUUUGGUCCUUGAGCCCAUUUUACAUUCCUUUGCGCAUCUCCAGUAAGUGCCAACCUAUCUCCUGUUAAAUUAGCAGCAGCCAUUUAAAGUCCUUUCAGUGGCAUCUGCAUCAUAAUUGCCCAGAGAUGCUUUAUAUCUGGGAAGCAAGCCACGGAAUAAACCUUGAAGCAAAGUGUAUUAAAUUAGUUAUCUAGUUAGAGCUUUUGGAAUGAGUUCCUGACGACAUAUCAAGUCUGAAGCUGGAGCUGCCGGGGUCUGUUGCUGCAGUGGGGAGAAAAUAAAAAAUGAAGGGGGAAAAAAAAGAUACUAUAUCACCACAAGGCCAUCCAACACUUUCAUGCCUCUGGGUUUGCAGUUUUUCUGGUUGAAAUGUCUUGUUUCUUUCAUCCAUCUCAUUUGGAUGUAUUGACCCAGGGUUCAUCCUUGUUUACUGUGGUCCCUGGACCAGGGGGAGCUGAGUUUGAUGUCUUCAUCCUUGAGCUGAGCUGAGGUUGCCAGCAAAGCCAGAUCAUACCCUGCUCUGCUUUACUGGAAUCCUUAGGCUCUAAGGGGACACCGCCUUUUGGCUGUAUUUAUCUUUAGACACAUCUCUUUCCCUGGAUGGGAAGCAGAUGAGGAUUUGGUGGCUUUAGGCAGGGAUGCCAAUUGCUGGUCCCUUUAUAGGCAAGGAAUAGAGUUCCUCCCCUCAGUUGGCGAGAACAGUAAGGUCAGGGCAGGUGAAAACAUCUCCAUGUGGACUAUUUUGAGUAAUAAACUUUGGAGAACCCUCAGUAGAGAGAACUUGACUUCUACAACGUUUGUGGUCCUAGAUUGAGAAGCACGACUAUCUAUUGACUGUGGUUAGUCAGUCACUGGCCUCCAAGUCCCUUGGUCCUCUGGCACCUUCCUCCGUCAGCCUGGAUAGAAGGUCCUCGUGGGCUCUGCUGGGUGAGGUCCCAUGGGACUUAUCCAUUGGCUGCCCAGGACACAUUUAACCUUUGUCCUGCCUACACUCAGCUCCUUCUGUAAACACUGGUGGCUACAGUAAGUCAGUACUCUGAUCCAGCUACCGACCUUCCUUAUCCUUUUCCAGGCUGACGCAUAUGAAAUUUCCAGUAUUUGGAUCAUUUUCUUUAUUUACAAUGACAGCAAAUUCACUUGGAUCAACCUAAUAUGUACAGUUUGUUUCUGCCCCUUGAUUAGUGUGGAUCCCAAUGCGCCAUAUGUCUUUUCUCAAGAGCUAAUGAACAUGAAAGUGUGUACCUUGGGUUCUUUCUGUGAACCUAUGGCCUUGCUGCAAUGGCCUUUACCUCACUUGGUGAGUGGGCUGUCUUCCUGGGGCUUGGAGUCACACUUGGCAGAGAUGUCAGUGCACUUUGGAUUCUCAUAAGCAGGGCUGGCCAUCAGGCACAUGACUGGGGGUUUUCAGCUGUUGUUCUUUCUUGAUGUAUAGUCCGUAUUAGCUGGCCUCAGCCCAGUGGUUAUGGAACAUAAUCUGUGGGCCCAAAGGUGUCCAGAGUGACAAAGCAAAAUGUGCUUUCAAGUCUCUUCCCCAUUUCCAGUCGUGUGUAUAACGGAGAAAGUGGGUAGAGUUACUGCUUUUUUGGGGAGGCAGGAAUCUGUCAAUCAGUUGAGGUCAAGGGGUGGGCAAGCACAGGGACCUUCUAAUAUGUUUGCCAAGGAGCUUAGACUCAAGGAAUGGGGAUUGAGUCACAGGCAUAUCAGUGUUAAUCUACCCUUCAUUCCUCUUUCGUGUUGGGAAUAACUGGCAGCAUCUAGACUAAGAAACUUCCAGAAGCACCAAGUGAUUCCUGUUGGGCUAUUAAGGUGGCUGUUUGUGGGAAUUCAGCUUCCUCAUGUUUUACCAAAGAUUAUUCUGCAGCUGUGUUUUGUUUUAUGGCCUAUGGAUUUUAUCAGAUGUUUAUCAUGCUCUUAUUUAGUUAUUUCUUUUUGUGAGCAAAGUAACAGUUCAUCUAACACUACUUUCUAAUGGAGAAAUUUGGAGUUUUCAUGGAGACUGCACAAAAUUUCCAUUGGUCUAGAACUUCAUGGGUGACAAACUAGUUGGCCCUAUAGGGUUGAAAUAGUCCUAGUUGGCCCUACAGGGUGGAAAUCUCUAGGACAUUAAGAUUCUGUUUGACACUUCUGAGCUCUGAGCAAGGGAGCAGAGUGGUCCUUCUCUUUGCCUCAGCUUCUAAGACAUUUGGGGACAGAAGACCUUACUGUUGAAAGGAACAGCAACAUUCCUGGGAGAGAUGGGCAGGUGUAUUCAGUCAAAUUCUGCCAACUCAUACAUAUUACCCUGAAAAUCGCUAUUCUUCAUAGGGUCCUGAGAAACUCGAUGACCUGCUUGCCCAAUACUCAACCUUUAUCCUGCCUGCUCUGAGCUUUUGCAUUUCCAUUAGAAACUCAGAUGGUGGGUGUUUUUACCUUCUCACUACCUUCCUUAUUUUUUCCAGCUUAUUUUAGUUGCAUCUUCUUUCUCAAGGCCAAACUAAAAAGUUCUCUAUUAAAACGUCCAUGAGGCUGGCAUUGAAUAUCUGGCAUCCAAUCGAUGUCACGAGACUGCAUAAUUUAUUGUUGUUUGCUGCUGUAAAAGGGAGGAUGUGCAUCAGUUCCUAUUCAGCUUCGGUCAGCCUUCCCAUUUAAAAAAUAAAUUCAGGGACGUUUUAAGACAGGAUGGCAUGAGCUGAUGGGCAAGCCUGACUAUGAUGAGCAUCUGUCUAGAAAGUCUGUGUUCCCUCUGCCAUGCUUUGGGCCAUCAAGACCAUUCUUGGCCCAAAACACCAGGAGCUUGCCCAGAGAAGGGCUGUAAAUGGGGGGAGGAAGAGGAAGGCUUUUUAGAUCAGCUUUGGAGUUGCUGUCAAAACGUUCUUGACUCACAAAGAAUUUUUUGAAUUCAGGGGUGUCUCUCCUACUCUAUCCUUCUCUGUGAGGUCAGAGGGAUGGAAAUGAGGUGGCACUCCUAGGCAAGACCUCGCUGCAGUGGGAAGAUCGGUUUCACCCUUGCUGGUUGUUUUAAACUGUGUCCUCGCUCUUGUGGGAGAGCUUGACGAAUGUUCUGGGUGCUGAUGCUUGCCUGGACCCACUGCUCAGGAAGACCCUUCCCCUUGCUUGCUAGGGGCCCUGCCUUUGCUGGCAGCCUUUUCAGCACAACAUUUUGCUUAUCCACACGGCUCCGGAGUGAGCCAUCACAGCUCCUGGGCAUCUUGACUGAGUCUCUUCUGGGGGCCCCAGGUGGCUGCAGAGUGGAGCGCACCCCCUUUCCAGCAUGUCGUGUUUGUAAUCAGGGCAUGAGAACCAGGAAGAUGUCCAUACAUGAUGGCAGUUCGGUGUCUCACUUGAGAGCACAGGUGGGAAUACUUUUCUGAUGUCGCCCUCCUUUCUAAGAGCACCCCGCGUGCGCUUGGGACAGUGCCGACCUUUCCUUUUCUCAUUUGCUUUUAUGGAGCAGCUCUCGAUAGCAACACCUUUUCCUUCCUUACCCUCCUAGUGCAACCCUUACAAAACAGUUGAAUCUAGUCACAGGGACUCACUCUUUAAAAAUCGCUCCAAAUUAUAAAAUUAGAGAAUCUAAUUCUUAACAUGCUUCUAUAGUUUCAAAAAGUAAAAUCUGGCAUUUGUGUGGUUUCAAGGAAUAGAAUCUGGGAAAUGGAAGCAACCAGAAUGAAAAUAGUCAGGUGCUGUCAGCAACCAGGAAGUCGACCUUCCACCCUCUCUUUCUCCUUGGUGAUCGACACUAUCGUUCAGGACUAGAAGGGAUGAAAGAAAAGCUGGAUUCGAUGAUCAGUCCUGUUUGAACAAAGAUUGCAGCAGUCUCUCAGGCUUAUUUUGAGGUGACCUUCUAUGGAUCCCCAGUGGCUGCCUUUGGCAUAAUGACACGUGUGGUCAGAUCGUCUCCAGCCCCUUCCUGCAGACCAUGUUCCUUUCAUCGUGGCUUCUACGCAGCCUGGCCGGUCAGGUGAAACGGGUGAAGCUCUGGGCUCUUUGCGGACUUUUUACAAGCUGCAAAGCUGUCUAGGGAGGGGCAGGAUUGCUAUUCAUCCAGUCUGUGAUGGGACCUUUCUUCCCAACCUCCUCCUCAAGGGAAACUCAGAGGCCACCUUACCUGACAAAGGUCUUGGGGACAAACCUGAAAACAUUGGAUUGGGGUCUUUUUGUGCCUUGGGGUGGAACUGUUUUGCUAACAGCUCAGGAAUCCUGCUCAAGUUGAGCUCGGCUGGCUCUCAGGGCAGGGGUGCCUGGCGUUCUCAGCAUUUCUCAGGGCCGCCCACCUCCCUGAAUUGCAGUGUUAGCUAAUAAAUACCUUCAGCUUGGAACUGAGAGCUGUAAUUCAGAGCCAUUUUCUGCCCCCAACGUGAACGGUGUAAAAUGUUACUGCAACUUCCUUUGACUGAACUUUCUUGCCAGUUUGGAAUCUUUAAAAAUCUGUCAACCUUAUCCUUUCAAAAGUAAGGUUACUCUUCAUCAGAGAUGAUUUCCUGUGUGUGUCCUUUGUUCCUUCAAUAGUCAACUGACUUGCUUGAGGAUAUAUAUGUAAAUGGGAUAAAAAAGGGUUUACAUAUGCAGAUGACUAUUAAAUGUGUAACCUUAUAUAACCUGUGUUACAUCAAGUAACAUGCCAAUCUAUUUUGUUUCACUGGACUAUAAUUGUGCUACUUAAUUCAGUAUUUUGAAGUUUUCCUUGGUCUUUGUCUUUAAUAUGUUGUCAAUUGUUAUAUCAUUCAAGCCAGUUGACAUUUAAUAGGUCUCAUUUCAGAUGUACAGACAAGUCCCUAAUGUAGAAACUGGUUUGUUCUUAAGGCUCUUGAGUCAGUCCAGGGAAGCCUUCUGACAUCCAACACAACUGAACUGCAGGGCAGUCAGCCGUACGUGGCUGGCUGGCUGGCAUGGGCCGACCUGGACAUUUAACCACCUAUCGCAUUACUGCUGUGAGAAAUGCAUUCCAGAGUAGGGACUUGGGAUCCUGAGAACCCGCUCUUCUCCCUGAGGUGUCCACUGGCUUCCUUACAAGAUGGAAGUCCAGUCUCAUUACGACAAGCUAGUUGUAAGGAGGGGGAGGGCGAGACAUUUAUAGGACAUUCCCUGAGUUGGGGAGUGAUUAAUAUUCACAUGUCAACUUUACUUUGCUAUAGACUCUCUCUUGAUAAUAUUAAAAGCCUUAAAUAAAUCUAUGCAUGCUAUUCUAUGUGCUUUUUUUAUAUCAGUAAAUAAGCUUAUGCUUGCCAGUUUUAUACACAGUUAUGAAGUGUAUGAAACUGACUUUUGACAGUAUUUUUGCACUGUUUCUUAUCUGUUUUUAUAAAGUCUUUAGAUAUUGGUCCUAGUUGUGUAUUGUUUUAUGUUCUCACUGCCCUUGUCAUUGCUGUAAAAUGUUUCAUAUGUGCCUUUACAAAUGUGAGAUCUUUAUUCUAACCUUUUUUGUAAAAGAUAUCUAUUGACUUCCAAAUGCAAUAAACUUUUUUUUUUUUUUU